UUAAGAUAUAUAAUGAAUUGAUCAAGUUUCUGGCAGAUUGAAAAUCACUCCAAUUUUAUUUUAACAAUUACAAUAUGAUUAGAUUACACCAGUAGUAAGAGAAGAAAAGGAAAUUAAAAAAGAGCAAGCAAAGGAUGAAGAAGAUGCCCAAGAUAAAGUUGAGAAUGAAGAAAUAGAGGUAGAGACUGAGGUGGAGGGAAAGAGCACAUCCAAAGAAGAGUAUAAUGUUGAGAAUGAAGAAAUAGAGGUAGAGACUGAGGUGGAGGGAAAGAGCACAUCCAAAGAAGAGUAUAAUGUUGAGAAUGAAGAAAUAGAGGUAGAGACUGAGGUGGAAGGAGCUAGUAUAUCCAAAGAAGAGUAUAAUACAGCAGAAAAGCAGAUAUCUCCAUUGGCGCAAGCAAUUGACAAGAAAAAUGCUUCAGAUAUCAUUCGACACAUCGUCUCACAAAACUUCAACACAGAUUUGAGGGGUUUGGAGAGCUGCAGCCUGGUAACUGGUGAGAUACAGUUUCAGCCUAGAAAAAGACCAUUGAGGACAUAUAAUGGACCGGAUAUUUUGGUGCCAGGAGAAGGUCGGAUGAGUGUUUUCGACCUCCUGAACAUAUUUCCAGAUUUUGCAAAAAUUGCGGUUUACCUUUUUGCAAAAUCCCAUUUGGACCAUUAUGUACAGCAGUAUCAUAAAGUUGACAUGGACAACAUCAAGAAGGCCCUAAACAACAGAGGCCAAAGCAAGACAGUCAGAGACCUGUUAAUUGAGGAGGCCAAAAACCUGUUGACAGAUGAAAAAAUUGGUCCUGCAGCAUUAAUGUUUACUGCAGGAUACCUUAGGAAAGAGCUGGUGAUACACAAUGAAGAGGGGGUUACGGACUACUUGUGUGCCUGUCCUUGUGCUGAAGGGGUAGAAGUGCAGCACAUCUAUCAUGAUAAGGGAGACAACUUCUACCCCUUAUCCCAUAAGGAUUUAUGGAGAGCUGAUGGCCCAAGUACCCGUUCAAAAAUCCCAGACAAUUACCAGACAUUGGAAGAGGAUAAUAAAGGAUGCUUACCAGGAAUGGAAUCAGAUUCAGUAAUUUUUCGCCGAUAUGGACAUGAAAUAUGGCAGGGUGACUUAAACAGACUUUCAAAAGGUCAUUGGUUGGAUGACAGCCUUAUUUAUGUUGCAAUAAGACAUCAUCAAGAGACCUAUGCAACAGAAGAGAUUUACACAUUUGAUCCAGUUUUCAGCAGGAAGCUGUUAGCCAAAGAAAAUUGUCCUGAUGAUGGUUCUAGGCUGAUCCUACAUUCCUGCAAUAUAGACCUUGUGAAUGCCUAUAGCAGAAGAAUACCUUUUGAAGAGAAGCGGUUAAUACUGAUCCCUAUAUGUGACAAUACACACUGGAUUCUGGCUUCCUUUUGCCCAAAGACUUUCACUGUAACCAUUAUGUGUUCAAUGGGAGGUUGCUAUAGAAAAACAGCACAAUCACUUGGAAGAUACUUUGCUGCAAUGUAUGCCAAAUCUUUUGAGGAUGUUAAAAUAAGUCAUGCAAAGGUUCAAAAGCAGCAAAAUGGGAAUGAUUGUGGCGUAUUUGUAGUUGGAUAUGCUGAAUGUUUAAUGAAGAAUGGGAAUCUUGCAGAUUGGAAAGUUAAAGGCAGAUCGCAACUUCUCAAGAUAAUUAAAAAAAUGUACUAAACUUUUGUGAACUAUCAAUGUAAAGAUAAAAGUUGAUAUCAUGAUGUAUUCAUAAAUGAACAACAAAAAUAAAACAUGCAUGCCAAUUCUUUGAAACUGUAGUAAAAAAAGAAUACAGAAAUAAACUUUUUAGAACUAACAGUGUGGUAAACUUUCAUUGGGUUCACAAUAAAACUUGGAAUUCUAGGAUAUUGUGAGCUUACUUAAAAUAUGUACAAAAACUUUGUCCCAUAUAAGUACAGUGUAUUAUAUGUUAUUCAGGUCUCAGACAGGGUAUUUACUGUGACAUUCCCCGCUUAAGAGUUUAUAUCCCCUGAGCCGAGUAUAAAAAUAUUUCAUUUGUGUAGUUUUUCAAUAGAUUUUGGCAAUAUACUUAACACUUUUGUCAUGUAUUAUGCUUAUUCAAAUUGCCUUACUGUUUGCUUUAAAAUUCAAUUCACUUGGUUUCAGUUAGCUUACGCGUAAAAAAACCAAACUGAUAUUAUUUUCAUUGAAGUCUUUAAACUAGCUAAUUCAGUUAACUGAUGAAAAAAAAGUACAUAUAUUUUACUAGGAUACUCUUUAUUCUUAUCAGAAUAUUAUUAUAUCUAAAAAUACAUCAAUUAAGAUAUAUAAUUUUUCUUUUUCUCAAAGAAUUUUUUUUCUUAAUAUAUAAUAUUGGUACUUAUAUAUGUGCACUACAAUUGUAUGAGUGAUCAAUUUUGUCAACUAUUUAAUUAGGUUACCUAUGGGUUAGCAUAGCAUUGGUUUAUUGUGUGUUAGCUCCUAACAGGCUAUUAUUUGAACUUGGAAUUAUUUUUAAUUAUGGAAUUUCCAUAAUUUCUUGUGUUUAUUUUUUUUUUUAUUACAUUCCAUGUUUUUUUGGGUUUGAGCGAUUAAUAACACUUUCCGGACAAUGUAUUUUGGUUACGGUACAGUGCAUUCUAUUGAAAAUAUACUAUUUUCUUUGUAUUGAUAGAAAGUGUUGUGUGCGCAGCACAGAACAUUUCAUGAAAGAAAAAACAUGCCAUUUAUCCAAAAAUUCUAUAACAAGAAAUCAAGCAAAUUCCAUUAUUGAAAAUAGUUCCAAGUUCAAAUAAUAAAUAGUCUGUUUUCUGUUGUUGUAUAUACAUGUUUUUCAUAAUUGUAUUGUCAUUACUGUACAGAUAUUUUGUCUAUUUAUGUAUGUAUGUAUAUUAUGACCUCUUGUACACUUUUGUUUCUGAGGAUAAUAAGACUUUGAAUCUUGUGUCUUGGUUAUGGGUAAUCAGAAAGGUAUGACUAAUGGAUGUGUAUUUUUCAAAAGCCUCAUUUUUUAUUAUCUUAAUGAACACCAUUAACGUUACAUAUUACAUAUGUUAUAUAUGAAGUAUGAAACUUUCAAUUGUAGCAUAAACUGGUAUUUUUGUCUUUUCAUGGACUUUAGUUUUUACAUUUACUGUAACAUAUUUUAGGUAUUCACUUAUGUUCUUCAAUAUUUUAGACAGCUUUAUAAUUUUUUUAUUUUUUUUGUCUUGCUUCUAUGGUUUUCCAAAUUCUAUUUUCACCUUAAAUGUUGAUUCCCUGUUCUUCUUAAUAAUAAUUCAUAUUGAUUAAACCAGUUACACUUUUUAAGUAGAUAAUGUGAUGCCUUCUGUUCUCAUGUUUUUGCUUGGAGUGACCUUUCAUACCUGCUGGUUGUUUUGUAAAAAAACAUUAAUUUGAUUUGUAUUAUUUGUGUGUUCAUUUGAUAAAUGUCUAUUUGUAUUUUGUAAUUGUCAUAAAUUAGUUACAGCUGCCCAUACACACUAUCAGAUUUUUUUUACUGCCAUUCCAUAACUUGUACCCAUAAGUUGGUUUCAGUCUAUUAAGUUUGGUGAAGGAAAUUAAACAUAACUACAUAUUCCACAUUCAUUAUAUUUUACCUUCAGAUUAUAGUAUUGCCAUCAGUAUUCACUACUUUGUUCCUUCCUUACACAAGAUAAACAUUAUCCAACUUGUUUAUAUUAGAACUUUCCUGUCAUUCAUAGCUGUCUACUUUCACAAUCUAUAU
Messenger RNA from Mytilus trossulus (common blue mussel), 3680 nucleotides. Its product is annotated as sentrin-specific protease 1-like. Bases 578 to 1669 code for a protein of 363 amino acids. Gene Ontology annotation, biological process: proteolysis; protein desumoylation. The record is from RefSeq and is a predicted model, not a curated record. Gene Ontology annotation, cellular component: nucleus. The transcript has 18 exons. Lineage: Eukaryota; Metazoa; Mollusca; Bivalvia; Mytilida; Mytilidae. Gene Ontology annotation, molecular function: deSUMOylase activity.